AAACAAAUCAGGUGGUCGUUCUACAAAACGACGAUUCGGACGUCAUUGAUCACGUGCUUCUGACAAAACGAUAAAAGCAACAGCACACUGCUUCGAGAUAAAUUGCUUAGCGAUUUCUACGCAUGCCUCGGAGUUCCGGUAUAAAACGUGACAUCACUAAUAUAUAGUAGCUGCCUGUCUCUUUUACCUCUGUGUGCAGUUCUAGUAGAGAUAGGUAGGAGGUUUUGUAACUAGUUGAUUUGUUGACGCACACCAAAAAAUAACGUUUGGAAAGUGCUUGCCCAUAUUUCUAGGAGGAAGAUACCUGACUCUGGGCACUGGUGUGAUCUGUAGGAGGCUAAAUCCAAGUCUUUCCAUUAUAGUGAACCAAACUGGGAAACAAGGGGGGCAGCUCAUCCAUAGAAGACUGAACUCUGGGACUGGUACCAAUAAGGGAAAGGGGGUUGAUUUUCCAGUGUUGGAUUGAUGUUUUUGCAGUUAUGUCAGAGGCCAUCCUCACCUUCCAGUACCAGCUCAAUGGAGUCAUGGAAACGGUCCUCAAAACUGCUGUGCAUGAGAUCACUCGGCUGGUGAAGGACAGCUUCCUGGAGGAAGUGACAUGGAGCAAGCAGGAAGUGGACGUCUUGAAGGAGAGGUUGCAGCAGUGUGAGCAGAGAUGGAGGGACGGAGAGGAGGAGAGGAAGAGGGCAGUUGAAGAGAGAGAGCAGAAAAAGAAGAGGGAAGAGUGUGAGCCGAGGGGGAUGUGUAGAAGAUGUGGUUGUGCUGGAGACACUGAGGAGAGGGAAGAGGCUCUGUUAGGAGCAGAGGAAGGUUGUGCUAUCAAACAGGAGAUGUUCCAGCCAGGUGGAUCCAGCACUCUCCCAGAGAGAGAGUGUCCACAGGAAAUGACCACACCCAGCUCUUCCUGUGUCUCUGAAAGGAUGGAAGAGAGGGUGGUCCAUAUCAAAGAGGAGUCCGAUGACUGGGGGGACUUGGUUACCCAGAUGAUCACAUCCCCAGAUUCCCCCAUGAUGAGCCUGAGUCAUUUGCAGCGAUUGAGCUCACAUCCUGGGGGAUGGACCAGUGAGCCUCUACCUCCAGCACAAUUGGCCAGGGACCCUCCACCUCUACCUCCAGCACCAUGGACCAGGAAGGAGCAGCACCUACUCCCAAGGUCAUUGAUACCCACCCAGGGGACAGAGCAUGCUGUAGUGGCCCUCGAGACCAGUCCCAAUGGCCUGAGCAUCAACACAAUGGCAGAGCUGGGGGUCAAACCCUUCAGCUGUCCACACUGUGGGAAGAGUUUCCCUCAGCUCCGAAAUCUCAAACACCACCAGAAGUACCACCACACAGGGAAGAAGGCCUUCACCUGCUCCCAGUGUGGUAAGGGCUUUGUGUACAUGUCCCACUUCAGGGUACACAUGCAGCGCCACACGGGGGACAGGCCAUUCAGCUGCUCUCAGUGUGGGAAGAGCUUCAGCCUUCAGAGUGGCUUAAAGAAACACAGGGUCAUUCACACUGCAGAGAUCCCUUAUGUGGUGGAAAUUAAAUAUUAAUUACAUACUAUACUGUUUAAUUAGACAUACUAUGCUGUUUUUACUGAAGAGAAUUGUCUACUGUUAUGUUAUUUUUACUGAUACAGGCUUGUCUUGUGACUUAGUCAUAAAUCUGAGCGUACAGAUUUAUGAGCUGCUUGGAUGUGACACAGUAUGUGACCUCUUGUGUUUACGAUCGGCAGGAAUUUAGCUAUGUUGGAUUUGCAGGGAGGAACAGCGAGUGGAGGCGAUAUCAGCUAUCAUGAUCUACACAGAUGAACUAAAUUACUUCUUACAACUCUGUUCCCAGGGCCUGUUUCUGCACAUCUGCUAACUGUCAAAGAUAAAAGGAUGUACUUUCUAUAAAAGGCGAAAGACAGCUCUGUUCAUGGAGCUUUUCAACUCUUGACAAUUUUUUUGUGAUGGUUGAUUGCUUAAUUUUUGCAAAUCUUAAAGUUGUUUUGAAGAAUAGUCUUUCUCCUUUUGGUUAGAAAUACUACCAUACUUACCAUUGCACGGAAUGUGGGAACAGAUUCAUGCAGCAAGGUAGACAUUUGAGCAGAAGCAGGUUGAUUUAGAAAAAUAGAGUGGGGGAAACAAACUGCUCACGUGUACUAUGUUCAAUGUGUUGUUGCUAACGCAUUUAAUGUUGAGAGGAAUAAAACUUUGAAUAAAUUAUUCUCAUCCUUUCUUAAA
Messenger RNA from Oncorhynchus nerka (sockeye salmon), 2210 nucleotides. RefSeq names its product zinc finger and SCAN domain-containing protein 21-like. Bases 480 to 1535 code for a protein of 351 amino acids. The transcript has 3 exons. Gene Ontology annotation, biological process: regulation of DNA-templated transcription. Gene Ontology annotation, molecular function: DNA-binding transcription factor activity, RNA polymerase II-specific; RNA polymerase II cis-regulatory region sequence-specific DNA binding. Lineage: Eukaryota; Metazoa; Chordata; Actinopteri; Salmoniformes; Salmonidae. The record is from RefSeq and is a predicted model, not a curated record.